CUAGAAAUGCUAAAAUGAAUCACCAAACUAUUGUACGUUUUUAAAGAGUUCUUCAGUCAGAAAAAAAACCCUCCGAGGAUACAGCUUUCUAAUGUCCCUUGCAACCAUGCAGGUCUAUUUUGAAUAACGUUAAACAACACCAUCUGUCGGAAAACUAGCAACAGCGCAUGUGUUAGAUUAGUUUCUAUGGUAACGUUUGAGUUUCGAAAGGACGAAAAGCUUGUCCUGGAGUGACCAACGCUUUUACAAAUAAUUGUCGUUUGUUACAGUAAUUCGGGCCGUUUUGAGCAUGGACAUCGCUGGCUAUGAUAAUAAGGCAGCUCUGCAGCAGAUGAAUCAGUUUUGGUCGAUGUUAGAUGACAUGUCUCAGAAUAAUCGGGAGGAGUACAGGAGCUUCAUUGAACGGCAGUUACGGGAGGGAGCGGAGUUUCACUCCCCGCCGGAGCCGCACGCCUGCAUCCGGGCUCCUCUUCUGGGACCAAAAGCAGGAAUGCUGUACAUUAACAUGUGCGGUUGGAAACGUGUACCAGCACCCACAUCUUACAGCGAUCCUGUUCCUGUGUGUGGAGGACGAUUGCAGACAAUGACUGAGGAGAAAGAGCAAUACAGUGUCGUUGAUGUUGCCUUCAACCCUGAGGUUCUGCAGACGGCAGAGAAAGACAAACAUGAGAAAGAGAAGCUUCACCUACUUGCUCUGAACUUCAUCCAGCAGCAGCAUAAUCUGAAUCUGUCCCAGAGCUACAAACUCACCAAAGACAAAAUCAAAGGCAGAAUUCAGGAUUUGAAGCAGCGUCUCAUGUCACCACAAAUGUGCAAAUCUUCUGACAAAAACCCACAACCUGAACCGGCCCCUUCACUCCUACAGCAGAUCUCCUCAAUGCAGCUGGCUGAGAGUAAUGAGGACUCAAGCAUCCAGCUGAACAUAGAGCGGGAGAAUAAACCAGCGCGAUCCGGUCUCAUUGAGGUGAUCUCCAGCACAGAAUCAGACCAGUCACAGCCACAACAACCCCAGCAUCAUCUCACAGUCUGUCCUGAUGGAAGCAGCUUAUCUAGGAGCCUGCAGCUGAACGUUGAGCUUCCUGGGGUGAGAUCCGUGUCACAGUGCCAGCUCAGCAUCUCUCAGGAUGAUAUUCUUCUGGAAGUAGAAGACCUUUAUUAUCUUCAUCUGCGGUUUCCUGAGUCAGUCAAGGAGGAGACAUGCACUGCAACGUUUAAUAAGAAGAAACAAAUUCUAAAUGUUACAGUGGCUGUGUUAUGAGAAUAAUUAUUUAUCCAGAAACUGAGAAGGUAAACACUAUAGUUGUUCCAUGUUAUUGCUGUCAAAA
This is a messenger RNA of Carassius auratus (goldfish), 1325 nucleotides long. RefSeq names its product PIH1 domain containing 2 (gene pih1d2). Gene Ontology annotation, biological process: rRNA processing; box C/D snoRNP assembly. The record is from RefSeq and is a predicted model, not a curated record. The coding region runs from base 290 to 1258 and encodes 322 amino acids. The transcript has 6 exons. NCBI's taxonomy places the organism in Eukaryota, Metazoa, Chordata, Actinopteri, Cypriniformes, Cyprinidae. Gene Ontology annotation, cellular component: ribonucleoprotein complex; R2TP complex; cytoplasm.